Molecule: messenger RNA, 597 nt
Organism: Acaulospora colombiana
Lineage: Eukaryota; Fungi; Glomeromycota; Glomeromycetes; Diversisporales; Acaulosporaceae
Source: the annotation of a GenBank genome assembly
AUGACCAACCUACUUCGUACUUCUUUGUUGAGGUCUUUGCUCAAGUCUUCCUUCAAAGUUCCAACACGUCGAGUACGCCUGACGCCCUUAUUACAGGUUCCUGAGAGAAGCAACAUUUUAGUUCCAAGAUUCCGCGGUUUUUCCACGACCUGUCUUCGAUCACUACCCGCUGCCUCAAUCGACAAAGAGUUGUCAUCCAAGCUAGCUGACGAACUUAAGUACGAAAAAGAAAAUGAAACCCUUGCACCAACUCCCGAUUUCAUAAAAAACUUCUUGUCACAGAACCCAUUCAAAGCUGGUAAAGGCGCAUUAGGAUUCGAAUCUUUGGUUACCGAUGGUGUCUUUCUCAUAAAUUACGUGUCAUAUUAUCAUGAUGCUAAAUUGGCUGGUGAUUGGACAGCUGAGGCGGACUGGAAACGGAGAGGUUACUAUCCGGGCCCACAAUUCGACACAUUGGAUAAUGAUGUACAAGUUCUCUUUGAGAAAUAUUUGGAGGAACGUGGUAUAAAUACUGCAGUUGCUCUCUUCAUUCCAAAUUAUGUUGAAUACAAGGAACAGAAAGAAUAUGUCUCAUGGUUGGAGAAUGUGAAAAGAUAA